Messenger RNA from Nannospalax galili (Upper Galilee mountains blind mole rat), 2966 nucleotides. RefSeq names its product myb-related transcription factor, partner of profilin-like. The record is from RefSeq and is a predicted model, not a curated record. Gene Ontology annotation, molecular function: RNA polymerase II cis-regulatory region sequence-specific DNA binding; DNA-binding transcription factor activity, RNA polymerase II-specific. Bases 462 to 1463 code for a protein of 333 amino acids. The transcript has 2 exons. Gene Ontology annotation, cellular component: nucleus. Gene Ontology annotation, biological process: regulation of transcription by RNA polymerase II. Lineage: Eukaryota; Metazoa; Chordata; Mammalia; Rodentia; Spalacidae.
UGGGGGGUGCCCACAGAGGCCAGAAGGGGUAUUGGAUCCCUUGGAGUUGAAGUUACAGACAUUUGGGAGCUACCCAACGUGGGUGCUAGGAUCCAACUCUGAUCCCUUCACUGCUGAGUUAUCACUCUACCCCUUAGAGUGUGAAGGCUUCUUACACACACUGGACCCUUCCUUUGUGAUUGGUAUUCCCAUUCUGGAUGGGGAGAUGAGUCAGGAAAGGAUUAAUGACUUCAAACUACCUGAUGCUCACAGCUGAUAAGAGGGCUGACAGGCAGGCCCUACUCUGCAGCACCUGGGCUCCCCCACUUCUUCCUGCCCCCUCCUCUGAGGAGGGAGAGUUGGGUGUCUCAGUAGGAGGAAGGUAUUGCAGGGUGUAGGUCGCCCUAGGUGUCCCUGGCUCCCCAGCUGUGAUUAGGAAGGAGAAGGACCACCCUUCAUUGACAGUCAUUUACCGUACAAUUAUGCUUUAUGGGAUAUUCAACCCAAGGAAUGUGCUACCCCUGGCCGAACGUAAGAGGAAGCCUAAAUUCUCGAAGGAGGAGCUGGACAUUCUGGUCACAGAGGUGACCCAUCACGAGGCGGUUCUCUUUGGGAGGGAGACCAUGCGACUGUCCCAUGCCGACAGGGACAAGAUUUGGGAAGGCAUAGCUCAGAAAGUCACGACUGUCAGCCAGGUCCCCCGCUCCGUCAAGGACAUUAAGCACAGAUGGGACGACAUGAAACGCAGGACCAAGGACAAGCUGGCCUUCAUGCAGCAGUCACUGUCAGGCCCCGGCACAGAGGGCCACACCCAUUCCAUCACACUCACUGCCCACGAGAGGGCCAUUGAGUCAGCGCUGCUCACUGCCCAGGCAGGACACAGCUUCCCCAGGGCAGAGCUGGACGGCACCGACAGCCCUUCGACCAGCUAUGACGAAGAUGAAGAAGCCCCUGGGCCCUCGCAGCAGCCACUUCGGGUGCCCCUGCUACGGCCUCUGGAAGAAGAGGCCCACCUGGCCAGGCCCAUGCUACUCCAUUCAUCUUCCUCAGACCAAUCUGAGUCAGUGGGCACUAAGCGAGAGGCCCGACCCUAUCCCUCGCUCCAGGCCCAGGCCUGUAGGACCCCACAGCCUCACCCCAGCUCACCCACUGUGGGCCUAGACUGGCAACUCCUCCACGCCCACUCACAGCAGACUGAAAUGCUCCAGCAGUUCUGUCAGGAACUGGUGACCGUGCACCAGGACAUGGCCGGCAGCAUGCAUGUGAUCAGCCAGACCAUGACCGAGCUGACCAGCCGUGUCAGUCAGAUGUGCCAGACUCUGAUGGAGAUCCGAGAUGCGGUUGAGGCAUCUCAGCGGGGACUAGAAGGGGCAGCCCGCCUGGGCUCCAACCCCCAAGCACCCCUGCCGGACCCUACACAAGCUCCCUCAGUCCUAGCCCCUGCACGGACUACCAGGUCUCGGAAGAGAAAGCACAAUUUCUAACCUGGCCAGUUUGCACUAGGAGAGACGGCUAUGGUGUCUGGCCUUGAGAUGGGGCAGUCUCUUGGGUCCAGGAACAAGACUGAUGUCCCUAAGGGCACAGCCAUCUCCUCACCGGGUAUAAGCCUGCUUAGGCUCUAACGGAGCAUGUGUGCAGGCCCACUCCUUCAUCUCAGGAGGCUGUUCAAGAUCCAAGAGAAGCUGCCUGCUUGAUGCUUGCUUGGCCUAGAGGGUUGCUCUCCUCGGUCUGUAUCCCAAGGAGCAGGCCUUGUGGGGAAUGGGGAAGCAGCCAACUGACUCUUCCUUACAAUUCGGGGCUGCAGCAGACCUGACCUUCCACGAGGCAGGGAGGGCCUGUGGGUGGCCGGGGCUAGCUCAGCCUGGUGGGUGGGUUCCCGCCUUGGCCUGUGCUUGCCCUGUGCAAUGCCUGCAUUGCUCAGCUGCUGUGCUGCCUUUUGUGGAGUGGAAGGGAAGGAGGCUGAUGCUGAGAUCUGGAAGGAGUCUGUCUUGCAGUCUUAGCCAUCUUUAACUACUACCCCCCUCCCACCCUGCACAUGUUAGGUGUUCACAGAGAGCUCUCAAAACAGUGAGGAGGCAUUAUCAUCACUGUGAUCACCCAUCAUUAUCAUCAUCACCUGCAUCUCAGAGGUCAGAAAUGAUAUAGCUAGGUAAUAGGUGCCAGGACUAUGGAUUUGCCAGCUCCUUUCAAAAGGCCAGCUCUGGAGUGGUGGUAGAAGGGGGAACUUACUCCUCACCUAGCUUCUGCCCCUGUCUCAGCUUCCCUGGGUAGAAGAGGGGGACAACAGCAGUGUGGACGUGAGUCUCUCAGCCUGCCCUGGCCCUAAGGCUCAUAGCCAGUGGCUGGAGAGGACCAGGACCCAGGCCUCAUAAGUCAAUAGACAGCCCUUCCCUCUGGCUCCUCAAACAAGAUGGAGCCCAGCAAGGUUGUUAGGGUCCACCUCCCAGCAUGCCUUGCCUCUGCUUGCUUGGACUUUAUAUGCACUUAGCCACACACACCUAGCUUCAUGUUUUGUUUUGGGGGCAUGGGCCGAGAGAGCUGGGUUCUUAGAGGUAGGGAGGGAGGUAGGGGCUGCAAGCUUAGCUUUGGCCUGGAUGCAGCUUUGUCUUUGCUCCCUGGCCUGAAGCUGAUCCCAGCAGACCUUUUGCACCCUCACCCUUCCCUUUCAUCCUGCCCCCUUAGUGGGCCUGGAGCCCUCUGGACCUUGUGCCUGCUGAGGCUGUUGCUGGAGCUACUUAUAAACCCAGACCAGGUUUUGUCCCACACAGGGUGAAUGGACACCUGCCAUGUCCCUGAGCCCUGGGCUCCAUGGCCUCAUUCUGUGGUUCUUUGGGGGUUCCUGCCCCCAACCAAACUGAUAUUGUCCUUACCAGUAAUAGCUCAGUGCCUGGAAUUGCCCUGCCCACCCAUGCUGGAACCCAAGAUUGCCUUCCCAAGUAUCUUUGUUAAGAUGGCAAUAAAACGAAAUGGAUGUCAUACUUUGAACA